AUGGAAUUGAAUGGUUUUUUUGUUCUGACGUUCCUCGCGGUCGCUCCUCUUGGUGGCGAGGCCCAGGGACUCAGGAGAUCUCCGGAGACGAAACUACAGGUGGAGGAUGACAUCAACGGUCCAGCUUUAAACAGCUUUCUGGAAAAUGUCCUGCGAGCCAAAGACGAAUUAAAAUCAAUCGACAGGAUUAUUAAUCCCGGUAGCUACAGAACACGAAACAGCAAGAGACGACUCCUCUGGUCAAAGCACGGUCACCGAAGACGCGCUGCGAUAAGAGAUUAUGGGAGUGAUAAAGAUGCCGAUGGAAUUGGGGAUAGGAGUGCAGCGAAUGAGGUGGAUAUUGAGACGAUUCUUGGUGACCUGGGAUUCUCCGGUGAAAACUCACCAGCGAGGAAUCUCGGGAAGAAUAUGAAGGUUGAAAGGAGACGUUAUCCAAUUUCCGAUUUAACUGGUAGUGGUAUCAUUGAGUACUAUGAUUACGAGGGAGAUGUGGGGAAACGAGACUCGAUGAAUUCUGUCAAUGCGAGUGGUAGUACUACAACGAUAAGUGACAUGGAGACAAUAAAAAAAGAAGUGGCUACUUCAACGCAAAACGCAUCAGACACUACUACACUUCCUUCCCCCCGUCAAGAAUUCCUCAGCGAUGAAGUUCGUCCCGAGGAUAAAAAAUUAAUCGUGGAUCUCGACGAUCAGGCGAGUGAGAAUCGCGAGGACAGGGACAUGGAGAUCGCUAAUGAUCUGGAUGGCGAUACGGUUGGACGUGAGGCUCGAUGUCACAGGGAUGAAGAGGAUGGGGGAGAUGGAAUGCUCGUUCACUCGCAUUUUCUGGAGAUUCAGGAGUACGAGAUCAUUCCUGCAAGGGCUAAUGGACUUGGUGAACCCAACAUACGAUCUCCAAAAGCUUCAAAUCCCGGUCAAACGUUCUUCAUAAUAUCCCCAGUAAACCCCCCUGAAGACAACAGUUCAUCGCCAUCUGGAAGUGAUUAUCAGGCCUUGAAAGUCACAGACGAUAUGUUUAAAGGAGGAGUUGAACAGGGAAAUUCACUCGAAGACUCCCGCAACGUUUUCUUCUCCAAUGUCAACGAAAUUCAGAACGAUAAACACUGGAAAUCCCUCCAGAAAGAUUUUAUCCAAUAGGAAGAGGACCAGAAGCCCGAAAAUCAGGGGGACCUCAAGUUGAUUCGCAAUGGCGAAUCGCCUUUUGAAAUUCACCGUGAAUCCAUAAACAAAGAGACAUCAACCCCGAACAAACAGCCAAGGGGAAAGCGUUCGAGCGAACUUGGCCCAAUAAUGCGUUAUGAGUCGAUAGUGGAGCCCUACAACUGGCCGUGGCUGGAUUAUGACAGCCGAGAAAAUACAAAGAUGGGAUUUGGUAGAGAACUUAUGCAAGCGUUCGAGACAAACUCCGAGGUCAGUGAAUUCACAAGUAGCGAGAGAAUACCGCCCGACGGUUUCUCAAGAAGUGUAACCAGACACCGUGACAGUAACCAGAAUUUCAAAGAAUUCUGGCAUCCAAGGGCACUCACUUAUCUUCAUAGAAGGAGCAGGCCGUAUUUCAAAGGGAAACAAAAAUUUCUUAAAAAUCGUUCAACUCAGUUUGAUACUGUGAAAAGAGUGAAACGAGGCACGAAUGGAGGGCCUCGAGUGGGCAGACUUGUGGGGGGUGCGCAUUCAAAGGAUGUGGAGCAAAUGGGGCUCGCUGUGCGCGGAGAUCUCGCUGGAAAAAUUGUGGAUAAAAUUUUUGAACAAGUUCAGAAAAAUGAGCCAUUAAAAGCGAAGCUAGGCUCAGGUUUAAGUCGUCGCGCCAAACCCGGUCCACUUCCCCCCGCGAUACCGGAACCCAGUGAUCCAGAAGAGAUAAAACGUACCGAAGAGAUAAUGAAGAAGGUCAUGGAGCUUUUGGGUCACCUCGUGUCAACCGAAGUUCACCAUAAGACUUGCACAAAGUUACCACCGCAUUUGCAUGAAUUUUUGGUGUGGAUGGUGGGAGACGAGGAGUCACGCGACAUCCAGAGAACAACGGCCCAGCCAGUGGUCCACCCCAAGCACCAGCAGGAGGAGAAUUCCAAGCCCGAGAGAUUCCAGUCGUCAAGCAGCCAACAACCCGAGACCCAGACACCGCUGCCCACUGAUCUCUACCGAAAGGUUCGCUUGUUAAAAGGCCUGAUAAAAGAGUAUCUCGCACUUAGCGAGAAGGAACAGACGAAAGUCCAGGCAGUGCACGAUUACCUCGAAAGACAAUUGCACUUGCUCCUGAAAUACAUCGAAUCAAAGGAGAAAGCAAAACCUCAAUCAGCAUCCCCGAAAAAACGCUCAGGCAGCGCUCUCCACUCCCACCCUUUUGCCUCCCAGCUCUACGAAGAUGACGAUGAAUUGCAGGAUUUGCCCCUCAAAGCCGAGAGCUAUCAAAGCCGGAGACGGAGGCAAGUGGAAAAAGGACGGAAGAAGAAAAAACACAAGGCUCAUAAUCACAAGAAGAACAAACACCGAAAGAAAUCCCAUCAUCACAGAGACCAACAUUUGCGGAAAAAACGGUCAAUAACUCAAGCUAAUUACUUACCCUGGGAGGUACCAAGAAUCUUUGAUGCUAACCUCAAGUUCUUGAGUAAUGUAUCCUCAACAAAAGAUGAUGUUUUGAAGAUUCUUUUCGAAGGCACACAAACAAGCGAAGGGGUUGAUAAAUCCUCUGUCAAGUCUUCGAAAACUUCUUCACUAACAAUCCCAACAUCUUUAGCACCCCCGACACUUGGCAUAGUCGCAAAAAUUCAUCGACCUGAAUUAAUAACUGCACCCAAUAGCAGUAUCACUGUUGCCUCAUUACCCCCGGAAGAAAAUUCCGGUCGAGUGAAUGUAAUUGAAAAUAAGGUGGACAACUCGCGAACUCUAAACAGUCUCGAGAGCCGAAUUAACGUUUUUCCUGUAUCGCCGUAA
Messenger RNA from Diachasma alloeum, 2931 nucleotides. RefSeq lists its product as uncharacterized. The transcript has 11 exons. Lineage: Eukaryota; Metazoa; Arthropoda; Insecta; Hymenoptera; Braconidae. The record is from RefSeq and is a predicted model, not a curated record.